UGAAUUUUGGUUUGGACUCUUCAAAAAAGUCAGCAUGAUAAAUUCUUGUUCCAGAUAAAAAGACUUGAAACAGACAUGAUGAUUAAAGGCAAUGCAAAAAUCUCCUCUGGAUCCUCAGUCCUGGAGCAGUGGGCAGAGAGCGGGUUCCCAGGAAUCAGGCCGACCUGGGCACGAGUUUCCGCUCAGCAGCUCACCAGCUCUGAGACCUGGGUUGGGUCCUUUUGCUUCUCGUAGCCUCAGUCUCUCCAUCUGUAAGUGGGAGAAUAGCCACCCACGAGACAAGGAAGUUGACAACAGAUGUCGCCUAUAAAUUGGGGAGCACAGUGCCCAGUGCAGGGCGAGGUCCCAGUGAUAGCAUCUCCUUACCGUGGCUGAUUGUGUAUUUUGACUAAGCGCCAGAGUGGACUCAUGGCCCUCACCAGAAGAAGGAGUGGCUCUGGGAUUCUCUGAUGCCCAGCUCACAGCAGCUUCCCAGAGGUCACAUGUGCACCGACGUGGGCUCAUAGAACUGGCAGGGACUGUGCACUGUGCUGGCAUCCGCACCGCCAUGGCCUACAUGAACUACGGCUGCUAUUGUGGCCUGGGUGGCCAUGGCCAGCCCAGGGAUGCCAUUGACUGGUGCUGUCAUUCCCACGACUGCUGCUACAAACGUGCCGAGGUUGCUGGCUGCAGUCCCAAGAUGGAGCGCUAUUCCUGGCACUGUGUCAAUCAGCACAUCCUGUGUGGACCAGUGGAGGACAAAUGCCAAGAACUCAUGUGCAAGUGUGACCGGGAGAUUGCUUACUGUUUAGCCAAAACUGAGUACAACUUAAAGUACCUCCUUUACCCCCGUUUCUUGUGUGGGAAGGAUUCGCCCAAGUGUGACUGACUAGCAUGACUUGAAAUGUCUUUUUUGCACAAGGAAAUAAAACUUCUUUUUGCGGAUCAACAGCCUUAUUCAGUUCUUUGCAGGAGGAAG
This is a messenger RNA of Aethalodelphis obliquidens (Pacific white-sided dolphin), 958 nucleotides long. Its product is annotated as group 10 secretory phospholipase A2. Gene Ontology annotation, molecular function: phospholipid binding; calcium ion binding. NCBI's taxonomy places the organism in Eukaryota, Metazoa, Chordata, Mammalia, Artiodactyla, Delphinidae. Gene Ontology annotation, biological process: arachidonate secretion; phospholipid metabolic process; lipid catabolic process. The record is from RefSeq and is a predicted model, not a curated record. The transcript is spliced from 4 exons. The coding region runs from base 548 to 868 and encodes 106 amino acids.